AUGGCUCGUGUCAUCGGGUCUCGCUUCACAGCUUCUAAAUUUGAUGCUAUGCUGGACGUGGAGGCCCGAAGAUUCCUCUGGCGGGUGCUUCACAAUCCAAAGGACUUUGUCGAUCAUACGAGGACUGCUGCCGGUGCAUUCAUAUUGAAAAUUACAUAUGGCUAUAAUAUUGAGCCCCAUGGAAAGGACCCUCUGGUCGAAUUAGCCGACCUGGCGCUGCAGCAAUUUUCUAACGCCAUCGUUCCUGGGGCUUGGUUAGUUGACCUACUCCCAGCCUUGAGGUAUAUCCCGGAGUGGGUUCCGGGCGCUAGCUUCCAAAGAACUGCUCGGUACUACGCCGAAACAUUAACCAAACUUGUGGAGAACCCAUUUGCGUUCACGAAAUAUCAAAUGACCAAAAAGGGCUACCAGCACUCUUUUGCAUCAUCUCUCCUUGAGCAAGGAGAGAAUGAAGAGGUUGUCAAAUGGACCUCGGUCGCAUUGUAUGGGGCCGGGGCGGAUACGAUUGUAUCUGCUCUAGAAGGCUUUUUUCUUGCUAUGAUGCUCUUUCCAGACGUUCAAAAAAAGGCCCAAACUGAAAUUGACACAUUGACUGGCGAGCGAAGGUUGCCGACGAUAUCAGACCGAAAAGAAUUACCAUAUAUCGAUGCAGUCGUGAAAGAAGCCCUUCGCUGGCACACGGUGGCACCGCUCGGCGUUCCUCAUAAGACCGAUGAAGAUGAUAUGGUGGAUGGUUACUUGAUACCAAAAGGUGCAUUGCUGUUGCCGAAUAUUUGGGCCUACAACCACGAUCCAGCAACCUAUGCCGUUCCUUCCAAAUUCGAACCGGAGCGGUUCCUUGCUUCUGAUGCCGCCGAUUCCGCGCCUGACCCUCACGACGUAAGCUUUGGUUUCGGACGAAGAAUAUGUCCUGGCCGCCUUAUCGCAGAUACAUCUAUAUUUCUCACAAUCGCCCAUACUCUUGCUGUUUUCGACAUAACGAGACCUCCUCAACAGGAAGGCCAUGAAUUCGAGUUGAAUAUCGACUUCACCCCGGGAAUCAUCAGCCACCCGGAGAAAUUUGAGUGCAUAUUUACACCGCGGGGCCCCAGCCAUCGAGAGUUGAUCCUUGAAGUUGAGCGAGAACAUCCAUUUGAGCAUAGCGAUGCAAACACGCUGGCCCAGGCCUUGAUUUACCAACAGGCUAAGCCACAAAGUUGUUAG
Molecule: messenger RNA, 1203 nt
Organism: Penicillium lagena
Lineage: Eukaryota; Fungi; Ascomycota; Eurotiomycetes; Eurotiales; Aspergillaceae
Product: cytochrome P450
Exons: 5
Coding region: 1-1203 (400 amino acids)
Molecular function (GO): oxidoreductase activity, acting on paired donors, with incorporation or reduction of molecular oxygen; iron ion binding; heme binding
Source: RefSeq, a predicted model, not a curated record